This is a messenger RNA of Drosophila serrata, 535 nucleotides long. It is a transcript of the gene Targ3, whose product is annotated as Terminal ADP-ribose protein glycohydrolase 3. Gene Ontology annotation, biological process: peptidyl-glutamate ADP-deribosylation. The record is from RefSeq and is a predicted model, not a curated record. NCBI's taxonomy places the organism in Eukaryota, Metazoa, Arthropoda, Insecta, Diptera, Drosophilidae.
CACCGCAAACGCGCACAAUUGAAAAAGUUGAUUCCUUUGUGAAAAUAAUUGAAUUUGCGUGGAAGAAGAUAGAAAUGCCAGGUUUUGUUUACAGAGAGCAGAACGGCGACCUAUUUAGCGCCAAGAGCGACUUUUCUUUGUGCCACUGCGUAGCAGCAGACUUGCGCAUGGGCAAAGGCAUAGCGGUGAAGUUUCGCAACAAAUUUGGGCAGCUUCUGACUUUGCAAAGGCAAAAGGUCCAGCCCGGGGGAGUGGCUAUCCUCCAAGACCAGCAGCGCUUUGUGUACUACCUGGUGACCAAGAAAACCAGCUGGGGCAAGCCGACCUAUGAGCUCCUCUACAGCUCCUUGCACGCUAUGCGCCAGCACAUGAUCUCCCACAACGUACCCAAAUUAGCCAUGCCCCGCAUUGGAUGCGGCCUGGACGGACUCAACUGGGCCAAAGUCAAGGAAAUGAUUUGCCAGAUUUUCGAGUCGGAUGCCGUGGAACUAGUUGUGUUUAAUUAUGCAGAAAUUCGAAAAUAAGAGGACACAAA